AAUUCGCUCCACUAUUGAUGCCAAUUGAAAGACGACUGCAAACACUUGCGGUUCUGUAUUACAGCAGUUCCUUCCUCUUUAUCGGGAGUCUAUCGGUCUUUACAUUAAUAUUUUUACUCUUCACGCGGUAUUACUUCAUAUCAUUUUUAUACAUUUUAUGGCUUAUUUAUGACCGAAACGUCUGCAAUCAGGGCGGACGAAUUAAUUAUUGGGUUAGAGAGUGGACUCUUUGGAAGCAUUUCGCCGAUUAUUUUCCCCUCAAAUUAAUUAAGACAACAGAUUUGGAUCCAAACAAGAAUUACAUCUUCGGCUGUCAUCCGCACGGAAUCCUCUGUUUCUCAUAUUUCGGCAAUUUUGCGACCGAAGGCACGCAAUUCUCGCGUGUUUUCCCAGACAUUACUCCACACUUACUCACACUUGAGGGACAAUUUUGGUUCCCAAUAAAUCGGGAACUAUUUAUUAUGUCAGGCAAAGGACACGCUUUGGUAUUAAUGGUUGGCGGAGCCAUUGAAGCCCUCGACGCCGUACCCAAUACUCUCAGAUUAACGUUAAAUAAAAGGAAAGGGUUUAUUAAAUUAGCCCUAAGGAACGGCGCAUCAUUAGUUCCUGUGAUCUCUUUUGGAGAAAAUGAGUUAUUAAUACAAAAAGAAAACGAAGAAAAGUCUUUAAUUCGUAAAAUUCAAACUUUUAUGACAGAAUCGCUCGGAUUCUCUCCCCCUAUGUUUCAC
Messenger RNA from Medioppia subpectinata, 728 nucleotides. The record is from the annotation of a GenBank genome assembly. Lineage: Eukaryota; Metazoa; Arthropoda; Arachnida; Sarcoptiformes; Oppiidae.